AUGGACCCUUACGCGUCCCUUCCCCGCUACACAAACAACACCCCCUCCUUCCCUCAUUACCCGUCCCAUCCCGACCCUUCGCUCUCCCACACAGCCCACUCCCUUUCCCUCCACCAGCAGCAACAGCAACCUCACGACCUCUCUCUCUCCGCUUACCACUCUGCCUCCUCUGCCUCUCCCCCACCCCACCCACCAUCGUCAUCGUCCUCCUCUAAUGCCAACACCGUCCCCGUCGCUGCCUACCGUGCCCUCCAAACAUCCUCCCACGAGCACCACGACAUCGACAUCGCUGCCUCUCUCGGCCACCAGUCCGCCAUCCAGGCCUUUGCGCAGGACGCCGGGCGCGCAGGCGGGCUCUCGCGCCCGUUCACCCUCCAGGAGCAGGAACGCCUCGAACACCUCGACAGGCUCAAAUUUUUCCUCACCACCGCGCCCUCACACUGGUCCAGCUCCACCCCCGGCCCCAUCGUCCCCUCCAGCUCCAGCUCCAGCUCCGCCUCUGCCGCCCUCCUCCCCGACCCCGCCGCGGACGCCGACCCCAGCGCACCCCACCAUGCCGCGUCCCACCCCAACCUCAAGCGCUUCCUCCUCCCGAACCAGGAGCACGUCUCGUGCGUCCUCUGGAACGGCCUCUACCACAUCACCGGCACCGACAUCGUCCGCGCCCUCGUCUUCCGCUUCGAGGCCUUUGGCCGCCCCGUCAAGAACAUGAAAAAGUUCGAGGAGGGCGUUUUUAGCGACCUGCGCAACCUCAAGCCCGGCGUCGAUGCCUGCUUGGAGGAGCCCAAGUCGCCGUUCCUCGACCUUCUCUUCAAGUACCAGUGCAUCCGCACGCAGAAGAAACAAAAGGUCUUUUUCUGGUUCUCCGUCCCGCACGACCGCCUCUUCCUCGACGCCCUCGAGCGCGACCUCAAGCGCGAGAAGAUGGGCCUCGAGCCCACCACCCUCGUCACCGGCGAGCCCGCGCUCUCCUUCCGCUACGACGCCAAGCGCUCGCUCUACGAGCAGUUCUCGCGCGCGCACGGCCGCCAGCACCGCGCCCAGCGCCUCCCGCACCAGCACCACCAGCGGCACCCGUCCUCGACCUCCGCCUCUGCCUCGGCGUCCGCCUCCAUGUCCGACGCGGACGAGUACGAGUACGCCGCGCGCGGCCACCACGGCGGCGCCGGAGACUUGGACGCGGACGACGAGGGCGACGACAUGGGCAUCGGGAACAAGAUGGUCAGCACCGCGGACGCCAUCGUCGCGGACGCGUUCAACGCGGCCGAGGACGGCGCCGCGUCGGUCUCGACGGACUCGGACGGCGGGCGCGCGGAGCGCGCUGGGGUCCCCGGCGGGCCCAGCGCGGCGUUCCUCACCAUGUUCUCGCUCUUCGAGGGCUCGCCGAGCUACAAGCAGCGCAGGCGGCGGCAGCCAAAGGCCGCUGCCGCUGCCGCCACGUCUGCCACGGGCGCCACGGCUCGGCGCGCGGGGGACGAGGCCGGCGCUGGCUUGGGUGCUCAGGCGCGGCAGGGGAUGGGCUCCGCGAUGGGGAUGGGCUCCACGAUGGGGAUGGGGAUGGGAUCUGCGAUGGGGAUGGGGUCUGCGAUGGGGAUGGGGAUGGGGAUUGACGAGCGGCAGGUGGCGCCGAGCGUGGGGAUCAGCAUGGGCUUGGGGCUGAGCGCGCCGGAUAUGUUCCUCGCGCAGGCGCAGGCCGGGCCAGCGCGUGGGAGGAUGGGGGCCGCGUUUGGGACGCGCGUGCAGCAGCAGCAACAGCAACAUCAGCAGCAGCACAAUCAGUAUCAGCGACCCUCGCAUCAGGCUCAGCAACUCCAACAGCAUCAGCAGCACCGGACACAGCAGCACGUGCAACAGCAGCAGCAGCAACAGCAACAGCAACGGCAGCAACAGCAGCAGGUGCAGGGCCUCGGCGCGUUCGCGAAUGCCGCACCCCCGAUGUACGCGUCGCCCGCGCCGAGCCCCAUGUCGGCGAUGCACCACUCGCAAGCGCAGGCUCAGCAGACGCAGAGACAGAACUCGUUCCCGAUGUACGGCCCGAGUGGGAUGGCGGAGCUCGCGCCGGCCCCGAGACACUCUGCGACGCUCCCGUCCGGCGCGCUGCAGUACACGCUCGCCGACCCGUCCGUCUCCGUCUCCGUCUCCGCCUCCGCUUCCGCCUCGCCCGCUUUGACCUCCACUUCCACCUCCACCAUGGCCUCGGCCUCCGCCACGGCAUCCACGUCCACGUCCAUGCCCACGUCCAUCGGCAGCGGCGGCGGCGCGCAGACGAUCAAGGCGUUCGCGUGCCCGCUUUUCUCGUGCGGGCGGCUGUUCAAGCGCAUGGAGCACCUCAAGCGGCACGUGCGCACGCACACGAUGGAGCGCCCGUUCGUGUGCCCGCGCUGCAGGAAGCGCUUCUCGCGCUCGGAUAACCUCAGCCAGCACAUGCGCAUCCACGCGCGCGCGGACGCGGAGGCGGGCGGCGCGGCGGGCGGCCAGGCUGCCAACGUGCGGAUGGACGGCGGCCACGGGGGCGGCGGGGGCAACCUACAUCACGGCGGCGGCGGCGGCGGCGGGUUUGAGGAGGACGCGGACGUGGAGAGCGAGGAGGUGGACGAGCUUGAUGUGGAGGAGGGCGAGAUUACGGACUUUGUGCCUGGUAGCAUGCAGUUUGGAGAGAUGAGCGCUGGCAUGGCGCAGAUGGUCGAGGUCGAGGUCGCGGAGCACCAGCACCAGCAUCAGCAGCACCAGCACCAACACCAACACCAGCAGCAGCACUCCCAGAUGGACGUUGGCGACGGCCAGGACGCGUAUUACCCCGGCGCGCUCGGAUUCGCGACGUCUGCGUCCGAGAACCUCAACGUCGGCUACGGCGCCCAGCAGCAGCAGCAGCAGCAGCAAGACAGCACCGCGCACUGGGUGCUGCACCCCGCGCCGCACCCACACCCGCACGCGACCGCGAGCCCCGCGUUCUCCAACGUCAGCAUGCCCUCGCCCGAGUCGCGCAGCGUCCCGCCGCGCAUCACCAGCAGCGGCGCCUUCGCGCACGCGCGCACGCAGGCCUCCGCCUCCGCGGCCUCCUCCUCGCCGUACCACGACGCCCAGGGCGCGUUCGCCGGCGCCGCGCUCACCUCGCUCUCCGCGCCGUCGCACAAGUCCGCGUUCGACCACGCCGCGCUGUACCCGCCCGGGAUGGACGGCGGCGCGGGCGCGGUCCGGCGCUUCCGCAGCGCGACGCCCAACGCGCCGCGCAACCCCGAGCAGAUCCGCCGGCCGCUGACGUCCAUGUCGUCCGAGCACGGCGGCGCGAGCCCCGUGCGCCGCACGUACCACCCGUAUGCGCUGCACGCGCACGCCCACGCGCAUAGCCGGAGCCAGGCGAGCUCGACGCGGUCGAGUCCGGCGGGGUACACGGUGCCGCUUAUGGACUAUGCGCCGAUGCAUCAGCAGCAGCAGCAGCAGCAGGACCAGCAGCAGGGCGCGCUGCUCGGGUUCGACGCGCUCGCGGGGAACGCGAUGCCGUCGGGCUUUGCGGCGCAGGCGUACGAGGGCAUGUACAUCGCGGACUCGCCGUCGUCGUAUGGCGCCGAGGCCGGUGCGGGUGCGGGCGCGGGCGACGUCGUGCCAUCGGGGAUGGCGGGCUACGCGCACGCGCCGCCGCCGAGUGAUCAGGAGGCCGCGUACGCGUACGGAGACGCCUACUACGGGAUGGUCGGGCAGGGCGAGACGCAGCAGGUCUCCAUCAUCCUCGUCGCCUGCCCCAUCGCAUCGGCAUCGGCAUCGUCGUCGUCGUCAUCAUCAUCUGAUCCGCCACGACCCACGAAAGAGUACCCUAAUUCCUGGGAUGGACGUCCCUCUAAUGGCCCGCUUUUUUACUCUAGAAUCGAUAAUCGUGACCCUCCGCUCGUGCUCUGGCGUCAGGACGAGGAGGAAUGAUCAGCCUACUGUAAUGUGUGUAUCUCGCGAGCAUCACGCGCGGCCGGCGCUGCGUGUUGUAUCCGGCGCCGGAGUCGAUCCUUUUUCGUUCCCUGACUGUGUCCGAUCCGGUUUUUUCCCUCCCAUCGAUCGUGUAUACCAUACCCUCCCACGCACUUUUAAUAACCUGUCCACUCCGUUCCAUUUCGUUGCAAUCCAUUGCUGUUUACUUCUUUGCUCCGGCUUCCGCCUUCUUUCUCGUUUCUCUUCUCUCUUUCUCUCUUUCACUAUCCCCGCCCGCCGCUAUUAUCGCCCGCCUCUUGGCUCCGCUCGUCGUGUUCUAUCAAGCCCUCGCCCUCCCAACCCGUAUUCGCUCUGCUAUUCCCGCGCGCUCGGUCGCGACCCUCGUCCGUCUUCUUCCCAUCAUCGUGAUGACCUGAAUCUCGUCGAACCCGACCACGCCGUGCCACGUACAU
Messenger RNA from Heterobasidion irregulare TC 32-1, 4370 nucleotides. RefSeq names its product putative transcriptional regulator (gene zfp3). The transcript has 4 exons. The coding region runs from base 1 to 3915 and encodes 1304 amino acids. The record is from RefSeq and is a predicted model, not a curated record. Gene Ontology annotation, biological process: sexual reproduction; regulation of DNA-templated transcription. Lineage: Eukaryota; Fungi; Basidiomycota; Agaricomycetes; Russulales; Bondarzewiaceae. Gene Ontology annotation, molecular function: DNA-binding transcription factor activity. Gene Ontology annotation, cellular component: nucleus; Tec1p-Ste12p-Dig1p complex; Ste12p-Dig1p-Dig2p complex.